Linum tenue is the source of this 1714-nucleotide messenger RNA. Lineage: Eukaryota; Viridiplantae; Streptophyta; Magnoliopsida; Malpighiales; Linaceae. The record is from the annotation of a GenBank genome assembly.
CAACUUCUCCUAUAUAAACCCUCUCUCGUUUUCCUCAUCUCUCCACUUGCAUUUCGUAAGCCCUCUUAGUUUAUAUAUAUCGAGAGAGAUCAUAGUAUAGUAGUAAAUCCCCCCGGCCUCGUCGUCACAGGGGCGGGGAAGGCUAGCUAGCUAUAUAUAUAUAUAUACGUACGUUUACGAAUCCCGUAUAUAGCUAGCGAGCAAAUAAUAGAGUGUGUCGUUGUUGUGAAGAAGGGAAACGAUUGAUAGAUAGAUCAAACAAUGGCGCAGGGUUUAAUGGGUUUCUUGCCGCUGUUGGUUAUGGUUCUUGUCCAAGUCGGCUACGCCGGAAUGAACGUGCUGGCCAAGGUGGCGAUGAACGCCGGAAUGGAGCCUCUCGUCCUCGUUGCUUACCGUCAGAUCUUCGCCACCGUCUCCCUCGCUCCCUUGGCCUUCUACAUGGAGAGGAAGACCUUACCAAAGAUCACCAUCCCGCUGCUGGUCAACAUCUUCUGGUGCUCCCUCACUGGAGUGACAGGAAACCAGGUCCUCUACUUCGUGGGGCUGCAACUAUCGACCCCAACAAUCGGCUGCGCACUAUCCAACAUCCUGCCCGCGCUUACCUUCAUCCUCGCCGUCCUCUUCAGGCAGGAGAAGGUGGGGAUCAAGAGGAUUUCGGGACAGGCGAAAGUGCUGGGCACGGUGGCAUGCGUGGGAGGCGCGAUGCUGCUGUCGUUCUACCACGGCCACAUCAUCAAGAUCCCCGAAUCCGGCAUCCACGUCAUCCACAACGACGACGGGACCACCAACAGCAGCGGGAGCGGGACCAGCGCCGCGACGUCGUUCCUGGGCCCACUGCUGAUCAUCGGGAGCGCGCUCUCGUGGGCUUUGUGGUUCGUCCUCCAGGCCCGGGUCAGCGCGAGCUUCCCGGCCCCCUACACCUGCAGCUGGCUCAUGUGCUUGAUGGGCUCGGUCCAGUGCAUCCUCAUCGCCGCGGGGCCCAACCACAAGGUGUCGCAGUGGUCCCUCAGCGACCCCGGCCGCCUCGCCGCCGCGCUCUACGCGGGGAUAGUGUGCUCGGCGCUGGGGUUCUCGCUGACGGCUUGGAGCAUACAGAAGAGAGGCGCGCUGUAUGUGUCCGUUUUCACUCCGCUGCUGCUUGUGGUGGUGGCGGUGCUCAGUUGGGCCUUCCUCGGCGAGAAACUGUUCAUGGGAACGCUGAUAGGGUCGAUGUUCAUAAUCGGGGGAUUGUACGCGGUGCUGUGGGGGAAGGACAUGGAGGAGAAGCUGGUGGCGGUGGCUCCACUGGCAGAGUUAGAGUCGAAGCACGAAGAUGAUGGUGAUGAUCAGUUGACGAUGUUCAAGCAGGAACAGGACGUGGAGCUUCAGUUGCCAACGGCGGCGGCCCCUGCUGGCCGUGCAGCAGGGGACGUUGCCUGAGAAAUGUUAUAAUUAGUUGACUUGGUAUUAGUUUGUUUGUUUGUCAAGUUAAGUUAAGUGCGUACUGCUAGCUAGAGCUGGUUAAGUGGAUUGUAUGCUCUGGCUAAGUUUUAAUUUGUUGUUGUAUCGGGUUCGCUGAUCAUUUUCCUUUUCCUUUCUUUGUUCCUUUAAUUAACAACUACCCUGCGCUGUGUUUUUUGUUCAAUGAAAAAUGUGGAGUUUUAACCAGUUGCUUUUAGUUUUAGGCGAAUGUUGUAUCCUAUCGUUUUAGCCUUUUAGGCAUAGAAACAAAGGG